Lytechinus pictus (painted urchin) is the source of this 7947-nucleotide messenger RNA. RefSeq names its product alpha-(1,3)-fucosyltransferase 7-like. Gene Ontology annotation, cellular component: membrane. Bases 4312 to 5517 code for a protein of 401 amino acids. Gene Ontology annotation, molecular function: alpha-(1->3)-fucosyltransferase activity. Lineage: Eukaryota; Metazoa; Echinodermata; Echinoidea; Temnopleuroida; Toxopneustidae. The transcript has a single exon. The record is from RefSeq and is a predicted model, not a curated record.
UAAUUGUUUUACAUACUUUCAAUCAUUCUAAUCUUUUUAACCCUGAUUGCAGCUACCAUUCUUACGCAGCCUCUGAUUAUUAUGUUAACCUUCAUUGAAACUUACCGGUGCGACUUGCUGGCAGUCACUUUGUCUUUUGUAUCUUUGUUACAUGUAUGUCAUCACUGUUUAAGAACGCUCUUCAGGAAGUUCAGCGUUAAUAAUAGAAUCUUAUUCCCCAUCUUUGAGAUAUGAAUAUCAUAUUAGUUUCUUUUAACUGCCGUGGGAUUCAAUAUUAUGUUAAAAGAUGCAAAGUAUUUUAUUACUUAAAGGACAAGUCCACCCCAACAAAAGUUGAUUUGAUUAAAAAGAGAAAAAUCCAACAAGCAUAACACUGAAAAUUCCAUCAAAAUCGGAUGUACAAUAAGAAAGUUAUGAUAUUUUAAAGUUUCGCUUAAUUUCACAAAACAGUUAUAUGCAUAUCCUGGCUGGUAUGCAAAUGAGGAGAUUAUGACGUCAUCCACUUACUAUUUCUUUUGUAUUUUAUUAUAUAAAAUAUGAAAUAUUCUAAUUUUCUCCUCAUUGUCAAGUGAUACAAUAAUUAAUUCCUCCCUGAACAUGUGAAAUUAACAUUGUUUAAUACUAUAUGGUUCAGUCAAGUUGGUCCUUAUUGUCAAAAAAAAAAAAUAAUAUUGUUUAAUUCAAACAAUAAAAAAAAAAAAAUAGUGAGUGAUGAAAAUCAUCACCAAGUUGUGCAUAUUACUGUUUUGUGAAAAAUAAGCGAAACUUUAAAAUGUCAUAACUUUCUUAUUUUGCAUCCGAUUUUGAUAAAAUUUUCAGCACUAUGCUAGUUUGAUUUUUCUCUAUUUAUUCAAGUCAGCAUUUUCUGGGGUGGACUUGACCUUUAAGAUCUAUUGAAUGUGAUGUCAUUUUUCUUCAAGAAACCAAUUCCUCUAAAUCUGACGAAAUCUUUUGCAAACAACAAUGGAGUGAAAAGGCAUGGUUUUGUAGUCACACUUCAAAAAAUCGUCGGGUAGCCGUCCUACUUCGUAAUCGUGUUUCAUUGACUGUUUAUUCAUUGUUUAGUGAUCCCAAUGGUAGAUGCUUGAUCAUUUUUGCAACUAUUAAUGACGUCCCUUUAAUUCUAGUCAAUUUAUAUGGUCCGAAUAAUGAUGAUUCUAUUUUUUUCCUUGAAGUUUUUAGUAAAGUAGAUCAAUUCAAUUAUACCUCCAUUUUAUGUGCGGGUGAUUAUAAUGUUGUUCUUGGAUCUACCGAUUAUCAAGGGUCACGCAUAAAGAGUUACUUAAACCUAUCGCAUGACUGGCCAUCCACCCAGCUUUACUUUGCCAUUCUUAUCUCUGUCAUUUUUGCCUUUGUCUUUACCUCUGCCAUUUUUACCUUUGCCAUGUUUACCUCUAGCUGCCAAUUUUACCUCUGCCAUUAUUAUCUUUGCCAUUAUUACCUCUGCCUUUUUUACCCCUGCCAUUUUUACCUCUGCCAUUUCUACUUCUGCCAUUUUUACCUCUGCCGUUAUUACCUGUGCCAUUUUUACCAGGCACCUCCACCACUAUUGCCCUUCCUCUGCUUUCCCGGAUAUCAUUUUUUGGAUUAAAAGACCUUCGGAAAAAAGAACCUUAUUUCGUUUUGGACUAUCGAACCUUCGGAACAACGAACCUUAUUUCGUUUUCGGAUUAACAAUCCUUCGGAACAACGAACUUUAUUUCGUUUUCGGAUUAUCGAACCUUCGGAACAACGAACCUUAUUUCGUUUUCGGAUUAUGGAACCUUCGGAACAACGAACCUUAUUUCGUUUUCGGAUUAUGAAACUUUCGGAAUAGCAAACAUUUUUAAUAACGCCACAAAUGUUCGGAUUAACGAACAUCGAGGUAUAGGCGAUUUACGUGUUUCGGAAUUACGAACCUUCGGAAUUACGAAGUGUGACCGAAUUUUGCAUUAUAAUUGUAGUUGAAACUUACGUAUUUUUAAUGCAUAAGAGGGGGGGCGGGGUUAUGCUAUGAAUAAUGCAUGAGGCCUUGGCUUAGGGAGCAUCAGUCCUUUUAGUACCCAGUAGCACGUACGUGAACCGCCUAUAGAUUAUGUAUCAACUCAGCGGAGCCCGCCAUUAUAAAAACCCUCUCGCGGUAGGUCGCCUACAUGUAGCAAUCUUGUUAGCAACGCUUACGAGCAUCGUCUUGCUCACUCUCCAAAAUGUCUGCGAUAUUAAAAUCCUAAAAAACCAAUGGAAUCGUAACAUUUAGUAAGGCUAUGAAUGUUUAUCAUUUACAAUGACUAUCUGUGUAUCAACCCAUAUCGAAUUUACAAGCAAGUGUGGGUAAGAAGGCGAAUUACCAGUCAUUGUGAUGUGUGAUACAAUAUGCCAAAAUUUAUGAAAAUAUAACGUUAAUUUUAUAUAGCAUUUCAAAAUCCUUAAAUUCAAUAUCUUCAUAUUUUUUAUUGUUUUUAAAAACGUCUUAUUACAUUUACUAGAAUUUUUCCCAACUGAUAACGUUGGUAGACUAUUUUCUCCAUCAUUGAUAAGAAAAUGUCAGGCGUUCAAAAUCAGGGCAUUUUUUGGUUAUAUUUCUAAAAGAAAAUCGUUAGAUUCGAACUACUAUACUAUUGUUCUCCCGAAAAAGGGUUAUCAUCUCAUAAUGUUGUGUACAUGAUACAUAACAUUAAAUCUUACGAGUGUAGCAAUCAAUGUUGGAUAACAUUUUUCACGAUGAGUUUCGUAAUGAAGAGAAAUAUCAAGCUCAUUCUUAGCACGCGAGCUGAAGAAUGACAAAUUUUAGCGUGUGCAGGGCAGGGCUGAUCGCCCUGGCUGUCCGUUCAGAUUAUCCAGUCCGAUACUGGAGUUUGGUGGUAUAUUCCACGUUGGUUGGUGGAAUUUGCCACCUGACACCUGCAGCAUGACCAGUAUGAGACUAGAUAAUCCCGUCCGACACACUAGGGAUCAGCCCCGUCUGCGCACGCUAAAAUCUAUCAUUCUGCGGCUCGCGUGCUAAGAAUGAACUUGAUUUUGUCUCCUCAUUACGAAACUCAUCGUGAAAAAUGUUAUCUAACAUGGAUUACUACACUCCUAAAAUGUAUUGUUAUGUAUCAUUUACACAACAAUAUGAGAUGAUAACACUCCUUCGGGCGAAUCUAACAAUUUUCCUUUAGAAACAUAAAGCCAGGAAACAGUAAUCUAUCAACAAUAUCAGUUCGGAAAAAAAUAUAGUAAAUGUAAUAAGAUGUUUUUUUUUUUAAUUAAAAAUUAUGAAGAUAUUGAAAAUAAGAUUUUUUAAAUGCUAUAUAAAAUUUACGAUAUAUUUUCAUAAAUUUUUGCACUUUGUAUCACUCAUUAAAAUGACUAAUAAUUCAUAAUAUAACCGACACUUGUCUUUCAAUUCGGUAUGAGUUUGUACACCGACAGUCAAUAUUAAUGAUAAACAUUCAUAGCCUUACUAAAUUUUAACGAUUCCAUUGGUUUGUAGGAUCUUAAUAUCGCAGACAUUAUGGAGAUUGAACAAAACUAUGCUAACAGGCGUUGCUAACAGAGUUGCUAGGCGCGAAAAUCCGAUUUAGCUCCGCCCACUUUUUACGCUGAGUUGGAGGGAUUUACGUACGUGGUAUGAAUGCCAUCGUGCACCUGACCAUGGAAGUAAAGGAUGUACUAACAGAGGAAUGCAAAUUAAUUUAUGUUGCUUCCAGUUUCUGAAUAGUUACAUGAAAUACACAAGCACACUGUAGCAUUUAGUGGCGACCUUUCAUGUCAUCAGUUUCAUGGGAAACUGAAAAAUUAUUUGUAUUAAAAAGAGAGUGCAAGUAUUUCUAAUUCUAUUUGAUCACAAAAUAUGGAUAUUAAAUACACGACGAAAUAUAUUAUUAAGUCUUACCAUAUGUCCUAAAUAUUAAGAUAAUUAUUGUAUGAUAACACUCAAAAUUUGGAAAUAAUCCCUCAGAAUUUGACAUUUUUUAAAACAUCAAUAGAUAAUCGAUAAAAUAUCGAUGCGUUUGUGUCUGAAGGCAUAAACACAUUGGUAGUAUAUGUUGUCGAAAAGCGGCGAAAGGGAAUGAUUUGGCCUACAGCAUAUUUUAAGACAAUUAAACAAAAGAAAAAUCGUUUUGACACGUCGUGGGUAGGAGAGUACCCCAACCCCUCACUCCCAUUGUGCUAGCCAAACAUUUGCAACAGUGCCCGCAACUAGGCGACAACAUUGUUUCGCCUUUGUAGGCAUGCACAUCUUCCAAACUGUUUAGAAAUCAUUUAUUUAUUGCGGUCAGUGUUAAUGCGUACGUUGCUGUGCAAAGCUGUGUCAGAGCUCACUGGAAUAUUUAGCAUGAAAUAAGCAUGGAGCAAACGACAAGAAAUACGUUCAUAUUUCUGAACUUCAUUUUUUUCCUUUUUGCUUGCUAUAUUCAAGCAAACUUUCUAUCAACUCCCAACUAUUUGUUUCGAGAUAUUACUAGGAAAGAGAUCAGGCCACCUUAUCAGCAAUUCAACAGGACAGUUUUUUUCGAAUCUGAAAACAAAACACGGUGUUACCGGCAGGUACAGGUAUGGCGUGGGAGCAGCACACCGCAAAAAUUGAUAAAGGCUGAAUGUCCAGAGCUAACCUGCGGGAUAAAUUUAGUAAAGGAUACAAGUUAUGAAACUAUGGUAAAUAGUGAUGCCAUCAUUUUUUAUCAUCUCUCUUCAUGGAACUGGGUAGAAUUACAGAGGCGGCGACCAAUGAAUCAAGCUUGGAUUUUUUAUUCCAGAGAAAGUCCUCCAUUGACUGGCAGAUAUGCAGUACCCCCCAAUAAGCUUGAUCGUAUAUACAAUUUUACAAUGACAUACAGGCUGUCAUCAACCAUACCGAUAUCAUAUGGGGUAUACCAUAGCGGCAUUGGGCAGAUAUCUUCUGAUGACAAUCGAAAUUGGGCCGAGGGAAAAACUGGAUUAAUAGCUUGGGUUUCAUCGAAAUGCCGUGGACGCGGACGGCAGUCUUGGCGGCGACUUGAAUUUGUAGAAACACUUGCAAAGCACAUUAGCGUCGACACUUAUGGAUAUUGUGGAAACAAAGUGUGCAAAAGAAGGUCGGACUUUUGCCGGAGUGUAUUAAGGAAUCACAAAUUUUACCUCGCACUGGAAAACCAUGAAUGCAGAGACUAUAUCACGGAGAAGUUCUGGAAAAACGCUCUCCUUCACGAAAGUGUACCCAUCGUCUAUGGCGCUCCACGGAAAGAUUACGAACGCGUUGCCCCGCCCAAUUCGUUUAUACAUCUACAGGAUUUUAAAAAUUUCAGCGACCUAGUUUACUACAUAAACCUAUUGAAUUCGAACGAUACCCUAUAUAAUAUGUAUUUUGAAUGGAAGAAGAAAGGAUCAAUACAAUGUACAGGGAAUGAAACAGUUGUUCUCAAAUCUCCUUUUUUGUGUAAAGUGGUUUCCAUACUUUUAGACCAGCAUUUGCUUACGUCAAACAGCAAAGAAGGAAGGAAAAAGCACCCAUCAAUACAUGAAUAUUGGACAACCUCCUGCAUGACACCAACAGGCUUUCCUCGUGACUUUUGAUGUCGCCCAGUUUUAAGCGGUAAAAUAAAGAAAACAAUGCAUCUUUCUGCUGAGUCAAUCAAAGUAUUAAAAAAAAUUGAUAGAUUGUUGUUGUUCAGAUGUAAAAAAGUUUAGAAGAAGUAACAUACCAAUCUAUAUCAAUAGCUUCUUGUUAUCCACUGUGUCUUUAUAUUCAUGUUUAUCCCCCAUUUUGGCAAAUAUUUUAUCCAUUUACACAUAAUAUCUUUAUUCAUUUUUUUUAUUGGGUUUAUGAAUAUUUUUGUUGUGGCAGCUUUUGGUCUAAGCAAUUUCGGUCUGAAGCAAAAUAUCACCAGCAACCCGAAAUAUACGAAUAAGCCUGAGAGAAUGUUUUCUGUAAUUAGCCAAGAAGGUAAAUUGGACUUUGAGAACACCAAUACAAAAAUUGCUUUCUGCUUAUAGUCCGGCAGCCCAGGAUAUUUAUUCAACCGAAUGCCGGACAAGCAAAUGCCCCCAUUGCUGGAUGAAAUAGUCCCUAAAAUUCACAUAAAUGAAUUGCUGUCGGGUUUUAUACGUGGUCUUCCCGACAAAAUAACGUAAUAUAUGACAUCACUACAAAUUGACUCUUUUUCACCCUUUUUCAGACAGUCUACAUAUAGCCCGAAAUCGAGAGAGUCAAUCUCCGCUAAAAUAUGCCUGAUUUUAUUUUAACUUUCAGAAUAUUAUUUUUAUUUAUUAAUCGAUUAAUAUAAGAAAAUCAGCAACAUAAAUUUUUGUUUACAUAUGCAAAUUUGGUCAUGAAAAUGUAUAUCAUUAGUUUUGAAGAUUUUUUGCUUAAAAAAAUUGCCGAAAAUGGAUAAGGAAUUUUAUUUUCUAUUCUAUUGUACUUCAUAUGAUGUAUUUUCCCUCAAACAUCAAAUCAUUCUUUUUGUCAAUCAUCUCUACUUUUAGUCCAGUAGAUAUGUGAAAAAGAUGCUCGAAUCUGGCAGAAAGUGUGAAAUUUGGCGUACUGGCGUAUUUUUGGGCGCUGAUUAAAAAAAUUGCCGGCCCCAAGCGAUUUGACCAUCGGGUCGGCCGCCAUUUUGAAAUCCAAGAUGGCCGCCAUGAAAAAUCAUUAAAUGUCAUUUUCUUGAGUUUUUCACGUCAUGUGACACUGAAAUUUGGCAUAUAUGGGUAUUUUGAGGCACUGAUUUCAAAUAUUGCCGGUCCCCAGCAAUUUGACCAUUUGGCCGGCGGCAAAAUGGCCGCCAUCUUGAAAUCCAAGAUGGCCGCCAUGAUAUAUUAUUGCAAUAAUUUUCUCGAGUUUUAUAUGAACUGCGGUCUUGAAAUUUGGCAUAUAGGCCUAAUUUGGGGUGCUGAUUUCAAAAAUUGCCGGCCCCAAGCGAUUUGACCAUCAGGUCGGCCGCCAUUUUGAAAUCCAAAAUGGCCACCAUGAAAAAUCAUUAAAUAUUAUUUUCUUGAGUUUUUCAUGUCACUUGACACUGAAAUUUGGCAUAAAGGGGUAUUUUGAGGCACUGAUUUCAAAUAUUGCCGGCCCCCAGCAAUUUGACCAUUUGGCCGGCGGCAAAAUGGCCGCCAUCUUGAAAUCCAAGAUGGCCGCCAUGAUAUAUUAUUGCAAUCAUUUUCUCGAGUUUUAUAUGAACUGCGGUCUUGAAAUUUGGCAUAUAGGCUUAAUUUGGGGUGCUGAUUUCAAAUAUUGCUGGCCCCAAGUGAUAUGACCAUCGGGUCGGCCGCCAUUUUGAAAUCCAAGAUGGCCGCCAUGAGAAAUCAUUAAUGUAAUUUUCUUGAGUUUUACAUGACGUGUGACACUGAAAUUUGGUAUACAGGGGUAUUUUUAGGCACUGAUUUCAAAUAUUGCCUGCCUCCAGUAAUUUGACAAUUUGGACGGCGGCAAAAUGGCCGCCAUUUUGAAUUCCAAGAUGGCCGCCACGAAAAGUCAUUAAAUGUCAUUUUCUUGAGUUUUAAAUAAUAUGUGACUCUGAAAUUUGGCAUGUAGGGGUAUUUUGAGGCACUGAUGUCAAAUUUUGCCGGCCCCCAGCAAUUUGACCUCCAGGUCAGCAGCAAAACGGCCGCCAUCUUAAAAUCCAAGAUGGCCGCCAUGAAAGAUAAUUUGCUUAAGGCUUACGUAUGGCCUGUAACACCUUAAAUUUAGAGAAAACUUGAUCUUUGCAUCCUUGAUCAAUGAAAAGAACAUAAUAAAUAGAUGCUAUUUUGAAUUCCAAUAUGGUUACCAAGUUUAAAUGAUGUACAACAUUAUAAUGGUGAGUAAAACCCAUUGUAUAGGCACUGAAAACAAAUCCAACACAACCACAUCUUUGUCCGUUGCAAGGAUUACAAUAAUUUGGCACCCUUAAUUGCUGAUAUAGAUGUUACGUAAGUAUGAAGCACCAUACAUAAACAAACCAGCUAGCUUCUUCUGCAGUUACACAUUUGAAGUGGCUUUGGUUGAAUAAUAACCAUCCGGAACAAUCA